Messenger RNA from Echinops telfairi (small Madagascar hedgehog), 4763 nucleotides. Its product is annotated as glutamate receptor-interacting protein 2. Gene Ontology annotation, cellular component: ribosome. The transcript is spliced from 23 exons. Lineage: Eukaryota; Metazoa; Chordata; Mammalia; Afrosoricida; Tenrecidae. Gene Ontology annotation, molecular function: structural constituent of ribosome; protein binding; rRNA binding. The coding region runs from base 1 to 2988 and encodes 995 amino acids. The record is from RefSeq and is a predicted model, not a curated record. Gene Ontology annotation, biological process: neurotransmitter receptor transport, endosome to postsynaptic membrane; translation.
AUGAAGACCAUUACCAUCAACCAGACUGUCGACAUUCCAGAGAGUGUGGACAUUUCCCUGAAGGGGUGCAUGGUCAUUGUGAAGGGCCCCAGGGGAACCCUGCGGAGGGACUUCAAUCACAUCCACAUAGAACUCACCUCCUUGCAAAGAAGAGGUUUCGAGUGGACAAAUGACGAUGGACCUUACUUCAAAGCAGGCAAGGACACAUGCGGCGCAGAUGCGGCUCUGGUAUGCCGCAGAGAGAGCAUUCCAGAGGAGUUCCGGGGCCUCACUGUGGUGGAGCUGAUGAAAAAAGAGGGGAGCACACUCGGCCUGACCAUCUCAGGGGGCACCGACAAAGAUGGGAAACCCAGGGUCUCCAACCUGAGACCUGGGGGGCUCGCAGCCAGGAGCGACCUGCUAAACGUGGGUGACUACAUCCGGUCCGUGAAUGGGAUCCACCUGACCCGGCUCCGGCACGACGAGAUCAUCACCCUGCUUAAGAACGUGGGCGAGCGUGUGGUGCUGGAGGUGGAGUAUGAGCUGCCCCCGCCCGCCUUGGAGCACAACCCGGGAAUCCUUUCAAAGACGGUGGAUGUCUCCCUGUACAAGGAGGGCAACAGCUUUGGCUUUGUCCUCAGAGGAGGUUCCCAUGAAGAUGGCCAUAAGUCCCGCCCACUCGUCUUGACCUAUGUGCGGCCUGGUGGCCCAGCUGACAGGGAGGGUUCCUUGAAGGCGGGUGACCGGCUACUCAGCAUCGAUGGUGUCCCUCUGCACGGGGCCAGCCACGCUGCUGCCCUGGCCACCCUGCAGCAGUGUAGCCAUGAGGCCCUCUUCCAGGUGGAGUAUGACGUGGCCAUCCCGGACACAGUGGCCAGUGCAUCCGGGCCCUUGAUGGUGGAGAUUGCCAAGACUCCAGGCUCCACCCUGGGCAUCUCGCUCACCAUGCGCUCCCACCGCAGCAAGUCCAUCGUUACCAUUGACCGCAUCAAGCCAGCCAGCGUGGUGGACAGGAGCGGGGCGCUGCACGCUGGGGAUCACAUCCUCUCCAUCGACGGCACCAGCACAGAGCACUGCUCGCUGCUCGAGGCCACCAAGCUCCUGGCCAGCGUCUCGGAGAAAGUGCAGUUGGAGAUCCUGCCCGCGCCCCAAAGUCGGCGACCUCUGAAGCCCACAGAGGCAGUGAAGGUGCAGAGGAGUGAGCAGCCUCGCUGGGACCCAUGCCUGCCCUCCUGCCACAGUCCCCGGCCCCCCAGCCACUGCAGGGCAUCUAGCUGGACCACGCCGGCUGGCCAGGACCAGAGCAGAUCCCUGUCCUCCACGCCCUUUUCCUCGCCAACCAUGAACCACGCCUUCUCCUGCGCCAACCCCGGCACUCUUCCCUGUGGAGUCCAGCCCGCGAGCCCCAGGACCACGAUGGGGCGGAGGAGGCAGCGAAGAAGGGAGCACAGAAGCUCACUGUCACUGGCCUCCAGCACAGUGGGACCAGGUGGACAGAUCGUGCACACAGAGACCACCGAGAUCGUGCUCUGCGGAGACCCCCUCAGCGGCUUCGGCCUUCAGCUCCAGGGUGGCAUCUUUGCUACCGAGACUCUGUCCUCCCCACCCCUUGUGCGCUUCAUCGAGCCCGACAGUCCGGCUGAGAGGUGUGGGCUGCUGCAGGUGGGGGACCGUGUGCUCUCCAUCAAUGGCAUUGCCACAGAGGAUGGAACCAUGGAGGAAGCCAACCAGCUGCUGCGGGAUGCUGCUCUGGCCCACAAGGUUGUGUUGGAGAUCGAGUUCGAUGUGGCAGAGUCCGUCAUCCCAAGCAGCGGCACCUUCCACGUGAAGCUUCCCAAGAGGCGGGGUGUGGAGCUGGGCAUCACCAUCAGCUCGAGCAGCAGGAAGCGAGGGGAGCCUCUGAUCAUCUCGGACAUCAAGAAAGGCAGUGUCGCACAUAGGACGGGCACCCUCGAGCCAGGUGACAAGCUACUGGCCAUCGACAACAUCCGACUGAACAACUGCCCCAUGGAGGAUGCCAUGCAGAUCCUGCGGCAGUGCGAGGACCUGGUGACGCUGAAGGUCCGGAAGGAUGAGGACAACUCCGGACUUGGGUCUGAAAUUGAGGGAGCUUCAGGCAGCCUCAGCGAGACCAGUGAUGCUGAGGAGGACCUGCCUGAGACUCUCAAAGGGGGCCUGCUGGCAGCCCGGUUCUCCCCCGCCGUGCCCAGCGUGGACAGUGCUGUGGAGUCCUGGGACAGCUCUGCCACAGAGGGCGGUUUUGGAGGACAAGGUUCCUACACCCCGCAGGCGGCAGCCCGGGGUGUGGCCCCCCAGGAGUGGCGGCCUGGCUGCCUGAGGAGCAGCUCCCCACCCACAGAACCCCGGAGGAGGAGCUACACCCAGGCCCCUGCAGAUGAGAGCUUCCCUGAGGAAGAGGAGGAGGAGGAGGAUUGGGAGCCACCCACGAGCCCAGUUCCUGGCCCCACCAGCGAGGAGGGCUUCUGGCACGUGUUUGGGGAAGUUCUCGAAGACCUGGAGUCAUGUGGUCAAUCAGAGCUGCUGAGGGAACUGGAGGCAUCCAUCAUGACGGGCUCUGUGCGUCAUGACGUGGCUCUCAAGAGCAGGCUGAGCCCCGGGCCCUGGCGGAGGAGCCGGGAGGUCCGCCCUCCCCCAGAAGAGAUGCAGGAGCUGCUGCUGCCAAUGCCGUUGGAGAUGCACAAGGUGACCUUGCACAAGGACCCCACGAGGAAUGAUUUUGGGUUCAGCGUCUCAGACGGCCUCCUGGAGAAGGGUGUCUAUGUUCACACUGUGCGACCUGAUGGACCAGCCCAGCGUGGGGGCCUCCGGCCCUUUGACAGGGUCCUCCAGGUCAACCACGUCCGCACACGGGACUUUGACUGCUGCCUGGCGGUGCCACUCCUGGCCCAGGCGGGUGACAUCCUGGAGCUGGUAGUCAGCCGAAACCCACUGGCUCAGGCCAGCCGGGCCCCACGCACACCAGGCCCUCGCAGUCCCCGUAUGCUCUGAAGUCAGCUUGCAGUCUGACCCAAGUGGUGGAUGGAUCCUGGCUCCCGGACCUGUAACCUGUUGGAACUCCUGUGUUUCUCUGCUCACAGGCUCAAUGUCAGGGAUGGGACCGUGUCUCUAUUCCAUGGUUCGAUGGGGCCUGGGUGCCAGGCAUGGGACUCUGUGCCCCUGGGGGGGUGACAUAUGGAUCUUUUGUCAAGCUGGGUCUCCAAUGUGCCCAGAAGAGCCCCUCCUGGGAAGGUGAGAACGUUGGGGACAGGCUGCUCAGCCAUAAGUCCCCGCUGGGCCUCUGUUUGAGGGUCACAUGCUCGGGAAUGCCGAGUGGGGAUUGCCGUUUCCCAGCCCAAGCCAUGGAGCCGGAAGGAGCUGCCGGGAGCAUGAGCUACCUUCAGGAAGGGGAGUUCCCUGUACCUCGAGAGGGGAGCAAGUGGGAGCUGGUAGGACCAUGGACAUCCCGUAGAUGCAGCCAUAUGGGCGCAGCUCUGUACCGAUCAGCACCAGGGGAGCAUUCAAGGUGAGGUUGGGCAGCCACAUUCGACAGUGUAUGCCACCAGGGAGGGUGUUCCUCUGGGUGGGAGCUCAGCCCUUCCCAAGCUCCAGAGCGCUGGUGCUGGGGGACUGCAUCCUCACUCAGGAAACUGUGAGCUGGAAACGCUGUGAUCCCAGGAUGCUCUGGUCCUGGUCUCAGAAAGCCGGUGAUGCCGUCACUCGAGUGUCUCUGGUCCGAAGCUUCUGUGAUUCGAGACUCUGGUUCUGUGUUCGCUGGCCAGCUCAGGGUCCAGCUCCUGGCUCUCAGCCCCUCUAGCCUCAUUUUUUAAGGGCCCAGGGUCACUGGUCCAUCUGCACACCCCCCUUUUCAUCCCAAGCCCCUCAAUGCAGGAGGGCCAAGAGGCCUGCCAUUUCAGUGGAGCUUGGAAACCAUGGAGCUAUGAUGCAUGUAUGACACACACCUACAUCAUCAUGCAGUGCCUCUUCAAAACCCACCUCAGUGAGAGAGGCGAGAGGAAGGGACCCGCCGAGGUGGAGCGCAAGAGAGGCAGGCUGGCAGAGAUGGGGCGUGUUCUCCCACCCAAAGGCCUGUGCCCAGCCGCUGCCCAGGGGCCCCUCACCCGCAGGGCUCCCCUGUGUGUGUGUCAGGGUAGAAUGAUGCUCACAGGAUUUUCCAGGGCUGCCUUCGCACAAGUUGAUCCCUGGCCUUUUAUCUGAGGUGCCCUGGGGUGAUCUGAGGCAAGUGGCCCAGUCUCUCUGGACUCCGAUGAAGUAGCAGAGCUGGCCGCCACACUCCAGGUGACAGAUGAUGAUGCAUCCUGGCCCUGACUAGUGCCCCACCCCACCCCCACUUCCACCCCUAGGGCCCCAGGUCUCCGCCAUCCUCCCAGACGUACGCAGCCAGGCCUGUGGUGGGCCUCCUCACCACCCUGGACUUCCUCAUAUGCAAUAUUUCUCUGGCUUCUCGUGGGGCUUGUUCCCAACUCCUUCUGGAGCGCCCCUCCCCUGUGAGCCUCCUCCCGCCUGCCUAUGCAUUUGGGGUACAGCCCCUGUGACAUGCCCCCAGCCCCCCCCUCCCCCAAAGCUGUAUUUUUUUCUCUAGCUGAGAUGAGUGCAUAUUCCUUGUAAAGUAUUUUUCUACAUGGGAUUUUCUUAGGGCUUUUGGGAAGCACAACAUGGCCAGGGACAGCAUUGCCAAGGUCAUUUGGGGUCUGUCUAGGGAGGGUGGCGGGGGGCGUGUAAAUCCCGACUUAACCAGGGUUGCAGUGACCUGGGAGUUGGGUAGA